AUGGCAUCACCCCGUCCGCGCUGCAAUCGGCGACUCUCAAGCGCAUAUAGCGCGCCAGACAAAGACCCCCACGACGCGGGCUACGCGCAAGAAGCGCGCGAGAACAUCACCGACCUUCUCACGCGCCUGCAAGACCCCUACGGCGACAUGAUCCGCAUCCACAUCACAGACAACAAAGACGGCCGACCUAUCCUCCUCCAGCGCGCGCUCAUCGAGCGCGUGUCUCCCUGGCUCGAGAAGUGGGUCCAGCAGAACAUGCAGCAGUUCGGCAGCAGGGACCUGUACAUGGAGACGGGGAGCGAGACGACGAGGAAGAUGUUCCUGUUCUGCGUGGUCAAGAGGCGGGUUCCGAGGAUGGAGGAGCUCGAGCUCCGGGAAGACGGGGGACAGGAGUAUCAAGGCAGUCUGAUACGCGUGUGGACUUAUGCGGCGGAGACGGGGAUCGCAGAGGUGCAGGAUGCGGUUAUGAGGCGUUUUUGGUGGCUUGGGGGACGCGGAAUGGGUCGCCGAUGA
This is a messenger RNA of Zasmidium cellare ATCC 36951, 513 nucleotides long. RefSeq lists its product as uncharacterized. NCBI's taxonomy places the organism in Eukaryota, Fungi, Ascomycota, Dothideomycetes, Mycosphaerellales, Mycosphaerellaceae. The coding region runs from base 1 to 513 and encodes 170 amino acids. The record is from RefSeq and is a predicted model, not a curated record. The transcript has a single exon.